AUGAAGGUCUCAGGUGCUCACUCCUGGCUUCUCUUAUUGUUCCUGGUCCAAAGUGACAGAAACCAGGUUUCAGGCCAGUGUUCAGUACCCACAGCACUAGUCUGUUGUCCUGGAAAGAAUAGCCAAUGCCAAAGUGGUGGGUGUUUUUGUGAUGAGUUCUGCGUCAUAAACAGGGACUGCUGUGCUGACUACAAUCAGACAUGCAUUCAGCCAUCCUUAUCAACCUUAAUAUCACCAACCUCACCACCUUUAUCUUCCUCAACAUCAACCUCACCACCAUCUUCAUCCUCCCUACCUACAACCAACCAAUCACCAACAUCAUCACCACAAACCUCACAACCAUCUUCAUCAACAUCACCAACAACCAACCGAUCAUCAUCACCAACAUCAGAACCACCUUCUUCUUCAUCCCCACCACCAACCUCUGCAUCUUCAUCAACAUCCCAGCAGAGAAAAAACAUCAGUGCAAUCACAGUCUUCCACAUGCGUGUUCGCUCAGGAGCCAGUGAGGAGGCAAUGCUGAAGGCUGUGCGGGAUUUCAUUCUCCACCUCAAGGGCUUGAUGAGGAAACAGCAAUGUGAAGACUGCAGUCUACGAGUGCUAAACAUCAGUCAGAAAUAUCACUGAUAACAUCAAGUCAAAUAUAUGUUUUUCAGUAGUUAAUCAUUAUUACCUGACCUUCCUCCACGUGUUUGUUUAAGACUCCUGGUGUGUAAAUGGUGUCACUAGAUGGCGCUAGAGGACCAAACCUGUAAUGGAAAUCAGAGAGGAUUGUCUAAUC
Sinocyclocheilus rhinocerous is the source of this 781-nucleotide messenger RNA. RefSeq lists its product as uncharacterized. Bases 1 to 627 code for a protein of 208 amino acids. The record is from RefSeq and is a predicted model, not a curated record. The transcript is spliced from 5 exons. Lineage: Eukaryota; Metazoa; Chordata; Actinopteri; Cypriniformes; Cyprinidae.